Messenger RNA from Phragmites australis (common reed), 664 nucleotides. Its product is annotated as small ribosomal subunit protein eS25y. The coding region runs from base 82 to 408 and encodes 108 amino acids. Gene Ontology annotation, molecular function: structural constituent of ribosome. Gene Ontology annotation, cellular component: cytosolic small ribosomal subunit. The record is from RefSeq and is a predicted model, not a curated record. Lineage: Eukaryota; Viridiplantae; Streptophyta; Magnoliopsida; Poales; Poaceae. The transcript is spliced from 4 exons.
CAAAACCCUAGCAGACUCCCUAGAUUCCUUCGGUCUCUUCCCUCGCGCCACCGCCGUCGUCCCCGCACCGCCGCCGCCGAGAUGGCACCGAAGAAGGACAAGGCUCCGCCGCCGUCGUCGAAGCCGGCCAAGUCCGGCGGUGGCAAGCAGAAGAAGAAGAAGUGGAGCAAGGGAAAGCAAAAGGAGAAGGUGAACAACGCGGUGAUGUUCGACCAGGCCACCUACGACAAGCUGCUCUCCGAGGUGCCCAAGUAUAAACAAAUCACCCCAUCCGUCCUCUCCGAGAGGCUUCGGGUCAACGGCUCCCUGGCUCGGAGGGCUAUCAAGGACCUGAUGGCUCGUGGCCUCAUCCGGAUGGUAUCAGUGCACUCAAGCCAGCAGAUCUACACCAGGGCAACCAACACAUAAGGACGGGGAGAGGUGUAAUGCCUGUGUUUGCCCCCUCUCUGUAGGAGCUCCUCUACUUUAGAACAGUUGUCAUCUUUUCCAAGAGUUUGCUAAUGCUAAUGUUACUUGUGAUGGUCAGCAUCUCGACAUGGCUGAAACAUUUAAGAGAUUUUGGGUAAUAGUUCGGUGCUAUGCUGGUUUUCCUAUUACAAGUUACUUUGUCCCAAUAGUUCAUUUUGGUUGAUGGAUUCGUGUUAUGAUACCCUGAAUUGCCGAA